Messenger RNA from Metarhizium brunneum ARSEF 3297, 1008 nucleotides. RefSeq lists its product as uncharacterized. Gene Ontology annotation, molecular function: zinc ion binding. Lineage: Eukaryota; Fungi; Ascomycota; Sordariomycetes; Hypocreales; Clavicipitaceae. The record is from RefSeq and is a predicted model, not a curated record.
AUGGAUUCUGAACCGUUUGAAAACGCAGGCACCUCGUUUGAGCGCCGACGGAUGCCAUACGCGUCCUCGCAGCCGUCCGAACGAACCGAGACGUUCGGACGAUCAGGGCCUCGGCUAGCAGGCGAGAGCACUGCCGCAAAGGAAGAAGCUCCAAACCCCCAAGCGAAACCAAAAGGCCGUCGCUAUGGCCCACGGACCUGUCGAAUUUGUCUAGACACCGAGCAUCCCAAAUUCCCUACGGAUAUUCCAAGGACAUUUGGCGUGUCGACAAGGUCGUCACGGCCCGUGUAUGAAUCAGACGACCCUGAACUUGGCCGGCUCUUGUCGCCUUGCAAGUGUAAGGGCUCGUCGAAAUAUGUCCACGAAGGAUGUCUCGAUGCAUGGCGGUUGACGAACCCCACUGCCACGAGAAAUUUCUGGCAAUGCCCGACAUGCAAGUUCACCUAUCGACUGGCUCGGCUGCACUGGGCCUCGAGGCUCAGCAGCAAAUGGGCACAGGUUUUUUUGACAAUAGUGGUCCUUAUUGUCAGCCUCUUUGUCCUUGGCUUUAUUGCAGAUCCCAUCAUGGACUUGUGGUUUGAUCCUGUGGGGUCUAUUGCAGACACGGUAUCGAGUGUCGUAUCAGAUUUGGAUGCUGUGCGGCCGCCGGUGUACGAGGAGCCCAGCACAUGGGCCGAGCAUUUUACCAAGGGCUUCUUCUCCCUAGGGCUGAUUGGUGCCAUCAAGUCCUUUGUUGCAAUGGGUCCGUGGCACUGGAUCAACUUCCGUGCUGGAGGGCUCUUUGGCUCCGGCAGACGCGGCGGCACGGGCAGGAGCAGGAUGGACAACUUCAACCUGCUUUUUGUCAUCAUUGGAGCAUUUACGUUUAUGAUGGCCGUGUGGAGGUUUGUCAAGGCAAUGAGUGCACGAAUUCUGACCAAUGUCAGCAAUAAAGUCAUGGAUGUCGGCGACGAAGAUGACGAAUAUGAAGAAGCGAUUCCGGACGGCGGUGCUGCUGGUCCAAGCUAA